Sphenostylis stenocarpa is the source of this 531-nucleotide messenger RNA. NCBI's taxonomy places the organism in Eukaryota, Viridiplantae, Streptophyta, Magnoliopsida, Fabales, Fabaceae. The record is from the annotation of a GenBank genome assembly.
AUGGGAAAACACUCUAGUUCCUCUUCCUCCUCUAUCAGCAGUAGCAGCCACCACCAGCACCACCUUCUCAUUUCAACGGCAUCCUCUCUCACCCAAGAACUUCCCACUGAUCUUAGCCUUGGACUCAGCAUUUCUGCCUCUCAUCGUGUUGGCUCUUCUAUUUCAAGGGGGCAUUGGCAACAACCAUACCACCCUCUGGUGAACACUUCACAAGCUGCUGAAGUGAAUGAUUGCAACGAUCAUAGCAGCUUCUUUGUAAAGGUCUACAUGGAAGGCAUUCCAAUAGGAAGGAAACUCAAUAUACUUGCUCAUGGAGGCUACUAUGAGUUAGUGAAGACUCUUGAACACAUGUUCGAUACCACCAUUCUUUGGGGAACAGAGAUGAAUGGAGUACAACCUGAGAGACGCCAUGUGCUAACAUACGAAGAUGAGGAAGGGGAUUUGGUCAUGGUUGGAGAUGUUCCUUGGGAGAUGUUCUUAUCCACUGUAAAGAGAUUGAAGAUCACAAGGGUAGACACAUUCGGGUGUUGA